Magallana angulata is the source of this 1871-nucleotide messenger RNA. Its product is annotated as carbonic anhydrase-like. The record is from RefSeq and is a predicted model, not a curated record. The transcript has 7 exons. NCBI's taxonomy places the organism in Eukaryota, Metazoa, Mollusca, Bivalvia, Ostreida, Ostreidae. Gene Ontology annotation, cellular component: plasma membrane. Gene Ontology annotation, molecular function: zinc ion binding; carbonate dehydratase activity. The coding region runs from base 403 to 1356 and encodes 317 amino acids.
CGGUGCAGAUCUGAUCCCCUUCCGAUAACAGAACUUGGGACUACUGCAAAGUCUGCCGCAAGACAAAGUUUGUGGCCGAAGAAGAAUUCAUUACCUAGGGCAUAGGUGAAUUUCAUUUCCUAUCUGUGAUCAAAAUCAAAAAAAGGUAGGGUUUGCUCACUGUGAAAAAAUUGACGCAGCCUUGCAUUAAAACGCUUCAUGACGCAAUAAAGUUGUUGUUGGCAUCCGUUGUUGCAAGAACGUCAAUAUCUGUUGCUGGAGAAGUGUUAUAAAUUUACACGGAUACAAUAGCAGGUUGGAGGCUCGGGGAACGAAUUGUCAGUGUUUGUAGGUUUCUAUGGUGACUGAUAUAUAUAUAGGGAUACGUAACAGGCAGUCCCCACCAAGAGGAGAACUAUUACCAUGUGUGGGUCUGUGUCCGUCUGUCUAUCUGUGUUUGCUGCCUGGAUCGCCAUUGCUGAGUCUGGUAGCGGGAAUGAAUGGGGAUAUGAGCCUGGUAUUGGUCCGUCCACUUGGAGCCUGCACUACCCACAGUGUGGCGGAUCCAGCCAAUCACCAAUCUCCGUGGAUACAGCUUCAGCCGUCCUUGACAAAAAUCUGACGGCCUUCACCUUCAGUGGCUACGAUAACGUCAACAACAUCAGUAUGAGCAUGAAGAACAACGGCCACACAGUACAAAUUGACUUGACCGGAAAGUUGAUGACGAUUUCUGGCGGGGGAGUGAGCGACAUCUACCGGGCCAAACAAUUCCACUUCCACUGGGGGUCAGAGGAUAGGCGUGGCUCCGAGCACGACAUCAACGAUAACCACUUCCCUAUGGAGAUGCACGUGGUACAUUACAAUUCAAAAUACGAUACGUUUGAGGACGCGGUCAACGAGACGAACGGCCUGCACGUCCUGGCGUUCCUGUUUGAGGUUGGUACUGUCAACCACCACUUCGAUGAAAUCAUUCACCAUUUCUACCAAAUUGCUCACAAGGCUGACCACGUGAAUUUAACAACUUUUCCGUUGUCUGGACUGUUUCCGGAUGAUCUUAAGGUUUAUUACCGCUAUCACGGUAGUCUGACGACGCCCCCGUGCUCCGAGAGCGUCAUAUGGACCAUCUUCAAAGAGACCAUCAAAAUCUCCGAGGAUCAACUCAUGAAGUUCCGUCACAACGUGCACCGGAACUACGCCAACGAGACAGACAGAGACAUUUCUAACGACUUCCGGCCAACGCAGCAUCUCAAUCACCGCUUUGUCUACGCCAGUGACACUAGCGCCAUCUAUAAACCUAUUUCAGCAUCGGGAACAUUAGUUCCAUCUAGUAUAUGUAUUCUUGCAAUAAUAUUUUUACUCUCUGUCUUCACGUGGUAGAACAAAAGGAACUUACUGUUGUAGAGGGUCUUAAGGACGGAUUUAUGUAUAUGUUUAUUUGUUUUUAUAUAUCUAUAUUGCAAAUCGGGUUUUUGCUUUUAAUGCUGAUUAUUAUUCAAAGAAAUCUUGCCCUUUAUAUAUCGAAAAGCUUUUUCAAAAGAGCACAUCUUUAAUUGUUUUUUUACUAAGAGUUUAACUAUAUCACUUUUUUAUCAUCAGUUGCAACACGAUAGUAAAUUAUUUUGAAAAAAAAAUCACGAUGUGUUCUCAUAGGGAACGCGAGUUUCUAAAUUAAAACAAGAUCAUUGAAAAUGAACAAAGUUACAGAUAAAUUCUUAAUAUAAACAAAAGGCUAAUUGUAUUUAACUUUCGCAUGGCUUUUAGAAAUAACAUAAACGCCUUUUGCAACGUUUAGAAUGCAAUUCAUAAAUACUGAACACAUAUACUGUUAAUGAUAAUAUCUGCAUGUACAUGUAUGUAAGUACCUAGCUUGAGAAUAUGUAAUAGAUGAUAAA